CGAACUACCCUUAUUGGCAAAUUCAUAAAAUACCAUGGUUGGAACUUGGAACCUUGUUUUUCCAAUGUAAUUUCCUUGACUGAGCAGGAGCUGUGUGUCCUAAAGACGAUUUCAGAAAUUGGUUCCGCUGUUCCUGCACUUUCCGACGCCGACGAUCACCGGGGUGUGCGCGUGUUUUCUGUUGGUUAUUUCUAUCUCAAAAAUUCAAAAUCUUCUCUCCGGGUAUCAAAAUGGUACGAAUCCAUGUAAAGCAUGGCGAGAAUUUUGAUCGCGAAUUUCUCUUCGACUGCCCUAGCAUUUCCGAAAUCAGAGAAAUCGCCGAAAAUGUUAUUCAAAUUUCCAAUCUUCAAUUGAAGAUCCAGCGUCUCGUUGCCGAGCUUGAACCUCGUCUCAGCCACCUCCAUGGCGAUUCUAAAGCUAUAUCUCUAUCCAGAGCUUUGUCAGAAGCCAAGUCCUAUGCUUCAAAGGACCAGGCUCUCCACAAUAGGACUUUAUUGCCUAAUUUAUUGAAAGACCAUAUACAAAUCAUAGAAAGGGAACUCGUGCUAAAUUAUCAGCUGCUUGGUCUUUCAGAUUCCGGUCAGUUCCAGGUGUUCGUCACAGGCUCAGAACACUUAAAUGAGGAUACGACCCAGCUCUGUUGGGCAGGGAAAGAGCUCAUGAGAGAGAAAAAAUUAUGUGAUUAUAUUGGAAGAAAUGAGAAAACAAAGAUCACAAUCAGGCUGCAGUCAACUGUGAAUUAACUCGGUAAGUAUUAGUUUUUACUCAGUUAUUAUUAUUAUUAUUAAUUAUUUUUGCCAUUCAGCUGCAGGUGAAUGCCAAUAAUCUUUUCUUGCUUCUGUGCUUUAUUCAGAAACUUAUGUAGAAGAGUGACGGAGGGGGUUGAUACCUUUACCCUCAAAUUUUGCAUCACAGCAUAUUCCUUAUGUAAUUUCAAAUUAUUAUUUUUUUCAUUUUCAUUUUUCCCCUGUAGGGUGUCCUCUGUCUGGAGUGAAGAGGACCAUUGAAUCAAUGAGGCAUGAUCACAGGAUCAGGUUUGAAGGCCAUCAACAGUUAAAGACACUGUAAAUUAGAUGCAGAUUCCCUGGUGAUUAACCCCACACAUGGGGAUACUGAGGUGGUUGAGUGUGACAAUGAGUGACAAGCAGGUUGUAAAUCUUUUAAAAGAAAUUAGAAGGUAAGCAAAUGGGAAGAGAAAUGCUGCAUUUGUAGCGUACAAUGUUAUAUUGUAAAUAACCCCCCUGGUGACAUCUUUACAUGAUUUUUAGUAGACUAGAUUUUAUUAUUAUUUUUUUUAAAAGAGAUUGUAAGACUUGAUAUAUUAGCUUAACAGGAGAUUUCUAAGACAUUCAAAACA
Molecule: messenger RNA, 1357 nt
Organism: Malania oleifera
Lineage: Eukaryota; Viridiplantae; Streptophyta; Magnoliopsida; Santalales; Ximeniaceae
Exons: 6
Coding region: 231-743 (170 amino acids)
Biological process (GO): regulation of cilium movement
Source: RefSeq, a predicted model, not a curated record